AGCGACAUGUCAUCAGUGGAGCCCCAACGGGAACCUUUGCCCCAGUCGGAUCCGUCGCCGUCACCCAACUCAUGCAGUUCCUUUGAGCUCUUAGACAUGGAUGCUGGCAGCCUGUACGAGCCGGUCGCUCCUCACUGGUUCUACUGUAAGAUCGUGGAUGCGAAGGAGACGUGGAUCCCGUUCAACGCCGAGGAUUCGCAGCAGCUGGAGGAGGCGUAUGGCUCCGGAAAAGAUUGCAAUGGGAGAGUCGUCCCUACUGACGGGGGCAGGUAUGACGUCCAUCUGGGGGAGAGGAUGCGGUAUGCCGUGUACUGGGACGAGCUCGCAUCGGAAGUGAGACGGUGCACCUGGUUUUACAAGGGAGACAAGGAUAAUAAGUAUGUCCCCUACUCGGAGAGCUUCAGCCAAGUACUAGAGGAAACUUACAUGCUUGCUGUAACUCUGGAUGAAUGGAAAAAGAAAAUAGAAUCUCCCAAUAGGGAAAUUAUUAUAUUACACAAUCCAAAGCUUAUGGUGCAUUACCAGCCAGUUGCAAGCUCUGAUGAAUGGGGCUCGACACCCACGGAGCAGGGGCGACCAAGAACAGUGAAGAGAGGAGUUGAAAACAUCUCUGUGGACAUUCAUUGUGGCGAGCCUUUACAGAUAGAUCACUUGGUCUUUGUGGUCCACGGCAUCGGGCCAGCUUGUGAUCUCCGCUUCAGAAGCAUCGUUCAGUGUGUUAAUGACUUUCGCAGUGUUUCUUUGAACUUGCUGCAGACACAUUUUAAGAAAGCUCAGGAAAAUCAGCAGAUUGGGAGGGUAGAAUUUCUUCCAGUCAACUGGCAUAGUCCUUUACAUUCUACUGGAGUGGAUGUAGAUCUGCAGCGGAUAACCCUGCCCAGCAUUAACCGCCUAAGGCACUUCACGAAUGACACUAUUCUGGACGUCUUCUUCUACAAUAGCCCCACCUACUGUCAGACUAUUGUGAACACAGUUGCUUCGGAAAUGAACCGAAUAUAUACGCUUUUUCUGCAGAGGAACCCUGAUUUCAAAGGGGGUGUAUCCAUUGCUGGUCAUAGUUUAGGUUCGCUUAUAUUGUUUGAUAUUCUAACAAAUCAGAAAGAUUCUUUGGGGAAUAUUGACAGUGAAAAGGAUUCUCUGGAUGUCGUACCGGAUCAUGGAGACACGCUGACACUAGAGGAAGAUUUGAAGAAACUUCAGCUCUCUGAAUUUUAUAGUGUCUUUGAGAAGGAGAAAGUAGAUAAGGAAGCUCUGGCCUUGUGUUCAGAAAAGGAUCUGCAGGAGAUGGGGAUACCCUUAGGACCAAGAAAGAAGAUACUAAACUAUUUUAGGACCAGAAAAGACUCAGUGGGUAUCAAUAGAGCGGUCCCACCACUAACUUCAGGGAUGAAUUCGUCUGACGUCCCCAGAGACGCAGAGUGCUGCCAAGGAAUUGAUGAUACUGGAAACGAAUAUCUGGACGUUGGCAUAGGACAGGUGUCUGUAAAGUACCCUCGGCUCAUAUAUAAACCUGAAAUAUUCUUUGCCUUUGGAUCUCCCAUUGGGAUGUUCCUGACUGUUCGAGGACUAAAAAGAAUUGAUCCCAGCUACAAAUUUCCAACAUGCAAAGGUUUCUUCAAUAUUUAUCAUCCUUUUGAUCCUGUGGCCUACAGGAUUGAACCAAUGGUGGUCCCAGGAAUGGAAUUUGAGCCAAUGCUGAUCCCGCAUCAUAAAGGCAGAAAGCGAAUGCACUUAGAACUCAGAGAGGGCUUGACCAGGAUGAGUAUGGACUUUAAGAACAACCUUCUAGGCUCACUACGUAUGGCCUGGAAAUCUUUCACCAGAACGCCAGACCCCGCCUUACCAGCGGCAGAAGCUGCAGAAGAAACUGAAGUAGAAUCUGAAUCAAGUUCAGAGAAGCCUAACGAAGAUGGCGCAGAAGAGGCCGCUGCCAAGGAGGAAGAGCCGCCCAUCAACGUGGGGCUGUUGAACGGGGGCCAGCGCAUCGACUACGUGCUCCAGGAGAAGCCCAUCGAGAGCUUCAACGAGUACUUAUUCGCUCUGCAGAGUCACCUGUGCUACUGGGAAUCUGAAGAUACAGUUUUGUUGGUCCUCAAAGAAAUCUACCAGACCCAGGGUAUCUUCCUUGAUCAGCCUUUACAGUAAAAAUGGACCGUCCAUAGCUGCUUAACGUAAGUUUUAAACGCUCCGUCCCCAGAAAAUCGACCUAUUCGUUGCUGCCAUUUCCCUCACCUCAGCUGCAUCGUUCUGCAUGUUGCCUGUCCCAUUCAGCACUGGGUUUUGGGAAGAAGAUCUUCCUUCGGAAGCGAGUGGAAAAGCAAUAGGAAGACCCUAUUACUUUUUAUUGAUGGCUUUAUAGAAAAACAUUAUUUUUUUUCCAUAGCCAGGGAUGGUUUACAUCUUUAAUUCUUUGAUGGUGAUCAGUAGGUACCAAGUGCCGCAGCUUACCACUUGAGAAGGUAAAGUCUGUUUUGCUUGGAUUUGCCUUAGACUGGGUAGAAAUCCUCAUAGAUAGAAAUAUUUGUUUUAUAAAAAACCUAGUUUGGAAGCAGACUCGAGAGGUUUCCGAAGGAAUUUUGGAGUAUAUUCAUCUCAUUGUUGUUCUGUGCAUUUCAAAACCAAGUCUGAGUGGAUAUGGAAAGGACUGUCGAGUAGGGAAAUUUUAAAAUCAUUUUCCUCCACAUACACAGAAAUGAACAGACUAAAGUGAAGCUCAGAGAGCACUGUUUACUCUCUGCCUUCAACAAGCAGAUUUCCUGCUAGCAAGUACUAAUGCUGCUCCUCCUUUUAAAGCUAUUUCAGUUGCUCUGAAGCUAAAGGGUAUAAUUUAGUUCAUAUUAACUGAGUUUUUAUAAAGCAGAGGUGUUGUAUACCAAGACUCCAGCUGAAUCUGACUUUCGUUUUGGUUCCACACCUGGUGAUACUUGGGGCUGCUCCUGGCCCUGUGCUUGGGAGACCAUGCAGUGCUGGGGAAUCAAACCCGGGUCUCAGACCACCGAGUGCUCUCUCCGGCCUAGUAGCUUCCGUUAUUGAGGGUAAAGGUAUAAAACUGAAAACUUGAACCGACAGUCUUGACAGACUGGGUUAUACAUAAACCCUUUGGUGUCCUGUCGUCUGCCUCAUCCCCCUGUGUGAGGGGCACUGAUGUCUGCAGAAUCGGUGGGGCUUAGUGGUAGAGCACCUGCCUUACACACGUGAGGUCCUGGGUUCCACUGUCUUUUAGAUACCAAUAAACUAGACUGCUUACUUAAAAGGUUCAUGACACAGGUAGGUUUGAUGUGGGGCAAACUUUUUAUUUGGAAAGAAAACCCGUUUCCCUGAGGUCCAAGGAGCGAUUUUGCAAAGCCACUGUUAGGUCGCGCAAGCUGAAAUCUUGGAAAGAACAGUGAACGUAGAGUCAUUUCUUUCGUGGCAUCUGCUCAGGUACAGGCAUGUUUUUCCUCAGUGGUCAGAAUUCCCUGUGAUGUUUUCACUCUUUUCAUGCUUCCACCAGCCCAUGAGGCGGAAGCAGGCAAGCUGUGUUUUGUUUUUUGUGAGUUUUUUUGUAAAUCAUUAUGUAUCAUGGCAUCCAAAGCACUGGCAUUUUUCUUAUUUUCUUAAGCCAUCCCUUAGACAGCAGUGGUCUUUGUUCCUUUUUGAGAAGAAAAGGAAAGAGAAGGAAGUUAAUUACUGUCACUCUAGAGCUGGCCUAGGUGAUUCAGUAUAGAUCACAGCCCUGUCCUUUCCUUACCAACAUUCAUAUACUAAUGCUGACUAAGCCAGAAAGACAUUUCGAAUAUUGGGAAUACUUUGUUAUAGAAAUUCUGGUUUGAAAUAAGAAAAUUAAGGAACAAUUAGUAUGUUAAAGGGGAAGCUUUUGUUAAGUUUUCAAAUUCUUAAUUUUAUUCUUUAUGUUAGCAUUCUAUUUACUGUAAGUAAACAAACCAAAGGACUAGAAUGAGUCCCUGAAACCAAAGAUGAAGAGCAUAACUCUGGAUAGCUAAAUAAACCACAUUUGUAUUAAAUGUUUCUUUUACUGGUGGUGAGGGGCAGGUAACUGGAAAAAAAAAGGAGAAAAAGUGAAAAGCUUUAUAUCCCAUCUAUCUGAUAUUAUCAUGGUUGUAUAUUACUUAGGGCAAGAAGCUUGCUUUAAAUUAUUUCGUUGUAUAUUAUUUGCACUACUCAGUUGUAUCAUGUGCAAUCUCUUGACCAAGCGGACUUAAACAUUUUGGUAGAGCAUAACUUUAUGCAGACUCCCUGCUAUGGAACUGGUACUGCUUAUCUCAGCAAGAGACUGUUUGCAUGGAAAGAGUAAACAGCACUGAUUAGCUUUCUAAUAUUUCGCACUUUUUGAAAUGUUUGUUUUUUACGUGAUUAUAUUUAAAGUUUAGUAAAUACUGAAAUAAAAUCUUAUUGACCA
Messenger RNA from Sorex fumeus (smoky shrew), 4399 nucleotides. It is a transcript of the gene DDHD2, whose product is annotated as DDHD domain containing 2. The record is from RefSeq and is a predicted model, not a curated record. Bases 7 to 2145 code for a protein of 712 amino acids. The transcript has 17 exons. Lineage: Eukaryota; Metazoa; Chordata; Mammalia; Eulipotyphla; Soricidae. Gene Ontology annotation, molecular function: metal ion binding; triacylglycerol lipase activity; protein binding. Gene Ontology annotation, cellular component: COPII-coated ER to Golgi transport vesicle.